AUGCGAUCAGCCACUCUCUCACUACUCUCUUUACUAGCAGGAGGGGCCCUCUCCUGCGACAAUUGCGCUGGACCCACCACGAGCGUCCAGUCCCAGACCCAAAUCCAGUUCUCCCUCUCUGUGACCAUCAACAAUAUCGUGCAGGUCAUCGCUACCGAUGGUUCCUCUGGCAAAUGUGUUGCUCCAACGAAGGGCAAGCCAGACGUGCACGGCGUCUAUGUGAAGCCAGUCACCGACAGGUCCAAGAAUCAGAUCUGUAGGCACCAGCUGCCUACUGACAAGCCUGGCCAGAAGACUGGUAUCUGCAAGGUUCCUUAUGUCAAGUCCAAGACUGAGGAGACCAAAGGCAAGGGCGAUGGCAACAAGGACGGUGAAGAGGACGGCAGCAAGGAUGAUGGCAACACCGAAGAAAACGACGACAACGAUGAUGGCACCAAGAAGGAGGGACACGGCACAUCGGGUGGCAUCAAUGGUGACGAUGGUGAUAAGACGGAUACACCCGCCUCUACUGGCACUGUCGGUACUAGCACUGAAGGAUCGCCAGCCGAGUCUACCUCUUCAGCUGUCCCCACUGGCUCUGUGCUUACUCCUACCAAGACCCCUCCUGCCUCGAACCCAGAGGUCAGCAACACUCCUGGUGUCACAGGCGGCUCCGUUACUGGCAAAACUUGUGUUGUUGUCUCUCAGGGCAGUGGCGCAAUCUGGUCUACGGGUUCCACAGUGGUUGUUGUGGUCAAGGGUGGUGGUGCGCUCAUUAUCAUUGAAUCAAGCCAGGUCGACCUCAACAUUCACAUUGUCGUUGGCUUUUCUAUCCAAACGAAUGUCGUUACCCUGUCAGGCUACAAAUUCUACUAUUGCUCGACUGAGACGGAUGAUAUGGAGAUUCACGCCUACCCGGGUCAAGCCCCUACAAAUUGCCAGGCUACAACUAUCACAACUGUCACUCAGCCUCCCAAGCUCUCAGCUGCUGUGCCUGCCUUGGCUCCUCCAGCCGUCGUCGCUGCCAUCACUGGCAACAGCUCCACCACGACGACCAUCACAGCUGAGUCUCACCAGACCACCACUUUCUCCUACUCCUCAACCACAACGACGACGACCACUACUUCUACCAGCUGGUCUUCUGCAGGUGGCGUCACCCUUGCCAAUGGCGACGGAAGUGUUGCAACUGGCCCUGAUGACGUUGAGAACCCCGGUGAGACUGGCCUUCCAAGUGUCGACCCGACAAUUUCUGGACUGGCUCCCCCUCAGCCUUCUGGUCAUGCUAGAUUGCCAGGCUCUUCGUCUGCCUCGACCAUCACUCCAUUGGCAUGGACAUUGCUACUUCUGCCCAUGGCUAUCCUUGCCACAUUUUAG
Molecule: messenger RNA, 1353 nt
Organism: Protomyces lactucae-debilis
Lineage: Eukaryota; Fungi; Ascomycota; Taphrinomycetes; Taphrinales; Protomycetaceae
Exons: 1
Coding region: 1-1353 (450 amino acids)
Source: RefSeq, a predicted model, not a curated record